This is a messenger RNA of Eucalyptus grandis, 4529 nucleotides long. RefSeq lists its product as uncharacterized. Bases 246 to 1688 code for a protein of 480 amino acids. The record is from RefSeq and is a predicted model, not a curated record. NCBI's taxonomy places the organism in Eukaryota, Viridiplantae, Streptophyta, Magnoliopsida, Myrtales, Myrtaceae. The transcript has a single exon.
CACUCCCAUUCGCCCUCCCAAAUCUGACAUCCGAGGACAAAAUCCCACCCCGAAAUGACCGAAACGCCCCCGCCCCUCCCGCCAUUCCUCAUGGUCGAACCCGUAAUUCUCCCCAUCUCCGCCGUCCUCUUUCGUCAACUCACCCCCAAAACCUCCGACUUUCUCCCUCCUCCGCCGAACUGUCCGAAACGAGCUUUAGCGAAAAAGUCGGAUCUUUUUAGAGAGAGAGAGAGAGAGGGAGUGAGAUGGACGGCGGUGGAGGCAGCCAGGCCCACAGGGCGGAGGCGGAGCGGUGGCUGACGGCGGCGGCGAAGCUACUGGCCACCCGUGACUUCCACGGGGCCCGCACCUUCGCGAUCCGGGUCCGCGAGUCCGACCCGGGCCUCGACCUCGCCGACCACAUGCUCGCCGUCGUCGACGUCCUCCUCGCCGGCGAGUCCCGCGUCGUCAGCGACCAGCCCGACUGGUACGCCGUCCUUCAGCUCGGCCACUUCACCCAGAACCUGGAGCUCAUCGCUUCCCACUUCCGCCGCCUCGCCGUCCUCCUCGCCCCCGACCGCAACCGCUUCCCCUUCGCCGAUCAGGCCCUCCGCCUCGCCUCCGACGCCUGGUCCGUGCUGUCCAGCCCCGGCAAGAAGGCGGCGUACGACAGCGAGCUGAAGCUCGGCUUGCUGGGCCAGCUCGGGAAUCAGACGCCCCCCUCCCGGAACGUCAGGGGCAGCGACGGGCAUGCGCCGCCGGCGGAGGACGAGAGGCCCUUCUUCGGGAACGGCACGCCGGUGCAGCCCCGGCCUAUCCGGCCGGCGAGCCAGGCUACCGAGUCGGCGUCGGCCAGCUUCUGGACUGCGUGCCCGUACUGUUUCUAUCUCUAUGAGUACCCUAGGGUUUAUGCCGAGUGCGUGCUCAGGUGCCAGAAUUGCAAGAGGGCGUUUCAGGCAGUGGCGGUACCGUCGCCGCCCGUGUCGGAGAAAGAUACGCACUUUUCUUGUUGGGGGUUCUUCCCAAUUGGGUUUCCGGGGUUACUGAAUCAAUCGGAGGGCGCCUCUGGUUGGAUGCCUAUGUCGCCUAUGGUUGCGUGCCCUGCUCCUGGGCAAGAACCAACUUCUCAGGCAGGGCGGAAAGGCAGCAAAGCUGGGCAGAAACCUGCCCCGAGGGUGUAUUAUGACGACGACGAUGACGACGACGAUGUUUAUGUAGAGCUUUCGGAAUCGAGUGAGGAUUCUGGUGAAGAAUGGGGGAGUAAAAGAAAGACGAGGAGAGUCGGGAAGAAGAGUCUGGGGAGUAGAAGUGCUGCUAGCAGAGUGCCGAUAGAGAGAACAAGAAGACGGAAUGCGGAUGUGGGUGAGCAGGGGAAUGGUGGCAUUGGGGAUGAUGUGGUUAGUGGGACUGCUGCGAAAGGUGGGGACAGGGCGGAGUCGAGUAAGAAGGCGACAGAGUUGAGUAAGAAGCCGACGGGGAGUUCUACAAGGAAACAGUCGGGAAAAGCGGCAAUGGGUAAGUUGGAUUUGAAUGUGGAGUUCAGUAACGAGGUGGAAGAACCUGCAAGAGUUGUGAGUCAAGGGAAUAGGACAGGAAAUGGUGAGGAGGAUAAUAUUGAAGGGACUGGGUUUUUUGAAGGUCUUGAUGAGUUCCUCAGCAGUUUGCCUAUACUUUCUGUGGUCAAUGACGAUAAGGUUAAGGCUUCAUAGGGUAGUAAGGCUGCUUUCAUUGUUGCUUUUUAUAGUUCUCUUUUGCAUGGUUGUUUGUUGUAUUUUAACCUGUGGAGGUACUGGCAAUUCCAUUGUCAUGUUCUCCUAGCCUUUGAUCUUGUAGUAAAGCUAGUGUAUAUUAUGUAGCAACCUUUUCUAACUUCUCCGGUGGUUUUUUUUUUCCUCCUUGGGAUCUUCUGGUUGUCCCAAGAUGGAUAAAUGAUAAAACAUGAGGAGUUCUCUCUCAGUAUGCUUGGACUUUUCUCACGUUUUAUGCUUGCAAUGCACAUUUGCAUGGAAAUUUUAUUCUUGUGCUUUAUCUAUUUUGUUGAUGAUUGGUUCUGGUGAUGAAGUUUUUGGUUUACUUGAUGACUUAAUUUCGAGAUGUUGAAGGAUGUUGGAGUUGGAAGAGAAAAUGUGAUUCAUUUUUAAGCAUCAUGGUGUUAAAGAGGAGGAGGUAAAGUAUUUAAACCCACACAUGGCUUCUUUUUCUGAAUCGAACCAUUGUAUUCAAUUAAAAAAGAUGCUAAUGAGAAGAUCCAUGCACUGUCUACUGAACUGUUCUCUUCCUCUGGGGUUGACAUAUUUGUAACACUAUGUGGAGUCUUAGUAUGAUUAAUCUAGGUUUUGUACUUUUUUUCUCCUUUUGGGGAAUGAACUCAAUAAAAUUCUUUCUUUAAUUGUCUGUUCUAGUGGUGAUAGAUACUAUAGUUUGAAAUAUUGGUAGAGCUUGAGAUGCCCCCAUUAAGCAUCUUGCUUGAGUUAGAAAGACCUUAGAUUAGUUAGAUAAGCUCCAUUUAUCAUUCUGACUUGAUACUUUAUGGAGUGUUGACAGUGUCAGACAUGCUGAGCAUAAUCCAGGAUACAGCUCAUGGUUGCAGGCUAGCUUAAGCAGCAAUGGUUUUUCCGGGGCCAGUUAUUUUGACUGAAUAUUGAAUCUGGGUGAUGUGAGAUGAAAGUUGGCAUUUUAUUCUGCAGCAGACCUUUUCUUUAAUGGGUUUCAAUGUGCUUGGUUAUUGUUUCAUUGAUUUCUGAGCUUAAUGCACCACUUCAUUCUUGAUUAUAGCUUCCUUUUUAAACAGCCAUUUAAAUUAUUAUUAAUGUUAUGGUAGUGGAAAAGAACGGAACUCUCCUGUGUUCUGCUCAUCAUUGCUGCUGUUCUCCUUUUGACUGGGAAUGAAAAGGAUCCAUUUCGUUCUCACAGUUUCUGCUUUUAGUAUUUUCUCAUUUUUUGUCCCCUGUUCCAUGGAAUUUAUGGUGGACCAAUUCUGGCAUUCUUCCUCUUUUCCAAGUUCCACAGUAAUUAUCUCUAUCGGUUUUGACAUUCCAUAUUUGUGGUUUUUUAUUUCUUUUGCAUGGAUUCCAAGGAGAAAAAGGCAUCUUUGCAUUUGGCCUUCUAUUAGUGCGAAGGGACCUUCUUGUCUGUCCAGCAUUCUACUCAUGUCUGUUGAUCUCCUUCCCGGUUGUCAGAGUAUCUGUGUCCCUUCAGAGAGAGAGAGAGAGAGAGAGAGAGAGGUUUUUGAUGUCUUCAGCGGCUUGUGGAGUCUGAUAUAUGGAUGUUCGCUUUCAAUUUUCUUCACUUAUUCUCUUUUGUUAACAGUCAUAGAACAGUGAAGUGAUGUGUUCUUGACAUCAAAAGCUUCUAUGCUUGAAUUGGUCCACCAUCUCCGGAUGUUGAGUGUACCAUGUAGAAUUUUGCUAAUAAAAGUUCUGGCUACCAUGUAGUUAUGUGCAUCGUCUACUUUGUUGGUACUGAAGAUUUUUUAAUUUGCAAUGUCUCUUUUGGACAACUCCAGUUUGAUUUAUGUAGAUAAACUGUUUGGUAUAUUUCUAAGGAGAAAAACCAAGGCAGGCAUUGGUGUGGGAUCAUGAUGAUACAUGCUUUUGGCUUUAAAACAUACAUGAUUUGCAUAAAUAGUUUGGCUUUAACAUUAACUGGUUGAAACGUUCUACAUUGAAAGAGCAUCAAAGUAAAAAGUGUUCUUCCUGUCUCUUAUGAAUUUCUAAUGGACCAAACUAGUACUGGUAAUUGUUUUUAUUCUAUUAUUUAUUAUUAAGAACUGUAGCAUGUGUUGACAUUUGCUGAUUCAGGAACAGCACAGGUUUCAUGUGUCAUAUUUGGCAAUAUAUUGUUUAUAUAUAUUCAUACAGCCUAGCUUAAAGCAGGGAGUUUAAUUUGGUAGAGGAAAGCAAUGGUUUUGGUUGUUUGUGCUGUGGCAUCCGUAGCUGAUGAAGCAGAUAACAGAAAUCUGAAAAUAUGUUGUAUACAUACAAUUCCAUAACCUCAACAAUUUUAUCUCGAAUGGUUUGGAGCUCCAUUGAAUUUAGGUCUGCGGCUGGUUGUUGACCUUUGAAGGCAUCUUUUCUUGGUGUCACAUGCCAUACAAGCAGGAGGGGCAGGUCACAUGCCAUACAAGCAGAAGGGGCAGGUUUGGGAUGUGAAAAGUUUUGUUAAUGGUAUAAAAAACUUGAAGACAAUUGCUUAUUGGAGAAAGGCAAAGUUCUCUGGCAUCUUCGCCAAGAAAGACUACACAAAGUUGUUGCAGGUAUGUGUGAUCACCGACCUGUCUCCAUCGAUGCUCUAGCAGCUUCUCCUAUGGUUGAAAAAAGACAAUUGAAGCUGCAGGUUGGUUUGUCGUCCUUUUAGACAUUUGGGUCUCAACUUGUGCAGUUGGUUCCUUGGAGCAGUUGCUAUGAAUAUACCGUGUACUCUCUUUUGGACUGGUAGCUUGUUGUAUUUCGAGUUAAAGGCUUAUCUCCAUUGUUAGAAAACCAGUCAGGUCUAUUAUGUCACCUUGUCUAUACUCUUGUCCUUGAUCUGUUUCCCCCUUUUUCUGGACC